Messenger RNA from Iphiclides podalirius (scarce swallowtail), 1875 nucleotides. NCBI's taxonomy places the organism in Eukaryota, Metazoa, Arthropoda, Insecta, Lepidoptera, Papilionidae. The record is from the annotation of a GenBank genome assembly.
AUGAAACAUCGGCACCAGUCGCCAUCAUUGGCGGCGAUAAUAUGGCUGCUGGUCGUCAUCGCUCUGCCAGCGAAAACGCAAAUUACCAACCCUGUCACAUCCUUCUUGAAUUUCCUCCAUGAAGGAACCAACCAACUGGAUAACGAACCGCCCGAUCAGAACAACUUACUCACAGAAUACGACUUCAUUGUCGUCGGUGCCGGUACCGCCGGCUGCGUGCUGGCCAAUCGCUUAACCGAAAUACCCGAUUGGAAAGUUCUCCUCGUGGAAGCAGGCAACAACGAAAACUUCGUCAUGGACAUACCAAUCCUGGCGAAUUAUCUACAGUUCACCCCGGCCAACUGGGGCUAUAAGACGAAACCAUCCAGCAGGUACUGCGCGGGCUUCGAAAACCAACAGUGCAACUGGCCACGGGGUAAAGUCGUAGGUGGAUCGAGCGUCCUAAAUUACAUGAUAUACACGAGAGGCGCAUCAAACGAUUAUAAUCGCUGGCAGGAAAUGGGUAACGAAGGCUGGGGUUGGAACGACGUUCUCCCCUACUUCAAAAAGGUGGAGAACUUCAAUAUACCUUCAUUCGACGAUCCAAAGUAUCAUGGUUACGAAGGAUAUUUGAAUAUCGAGAAUUCCCCAUACCGCACCACAAAAUCUAAGGCGUGGGUCAAAGCGGCACAAGAGAUGGGCUUCAAGUACGGAGAUUACAACGGUGCUAAUCCGUCUGGUAUUUCGUUUUUACAGUUAUCUAUGAAAAACGGGACCCGACACAGCUCAAGCAGAGCAUACUUACAUCCGAUUAACGAAAGAAAUAAUCUCCACUUGUCUAAGAACACUAUGGUGACAAAGCUGAUUUUUGACAAGACCAAAACCAAAGUAAUAGGUGUAGAAUUAGAAAAACGAAAUAAAAAGUAUAAAAUUUUAGCAAAGAAAGAGGUAAUUCUGUCAGCUGGUGCAAUAAAUUCGCCGCAGUUACUAAUGCUUUCAGGCAUUGGUCCAAGGAAGCACUUGGAGUCAAUGAAUAUUCCAGUUAUAAAAGAUCUACCAGUUGGGUAUAAUUUGAUGGAUCACAUAGCUGCUGGUGGUGUGCAGUUUAUGGUUACUAAACAAAACGUGAGUUUAAGUACAGAAUAUAUAUUGAAUCAUUUAGAGGUAGUGUUCAAGUGGAUGAAAACACACACAGGACCGCUGUCAAUACCUGGAGGUUGUGAAGCUCUUGUUUUCAUGGACUUAAAAGAUAAGUUCAACUCAACCGGAUGGCCGGAUAUGGAACUACUUUUCGUUAGCGGGGGGUUGAACUCCGACCCAUUAUUAAAAAAAAACUUCGGAUUCGACGAGAACAUCUACAUAGACACAUACUCGUCGUUGGAGAAACAAGACUUAUUCAUGGUCUUCCCAAUGCUGAUGCGCCCGAGGUCAAAGGGUAGGGUAAAGUUAACAAACAGAAACCCAAAAAGUCAUCCGACCUUGAUACCAAACUACUUUGAAUAUCCCGAGGACCUGCAAAAAAUCGUUGAAGGUAUCAAAGUAGCCAUUCAAAUAUCGAGACAGCCGGCCCUGAAGAAAAUUGGCGCAAAGAUAUACGACGUGCCGAUAGAAGACUGUUUGAAGUACGGCCCAUUCGGGAGCGAUGCUUACUUCGCGUGCCAGGCUCAGAUGUUCACUUUCACGAUAUACCACCAGAGUGGCACAUGUAAAAUGGGAAUCGCGAGUGACCCCACGAGCGUUGUCAACCCUAGGCUCAAAGUGCACGGUAUAGCAAAAUUAAGGGUCAUCGACGCAAGUAUUAUGCCAGAGAUAGUAUCGAGUCAUACAAAUGCACCAGUUUUCAUGAUAGCCGAGAAGGGGGCGGACAUGAUCAAAGAAGAAUGGCGCAGGAUGAGA